GCCGCCCGCACCCUUAUCGCGUGCGUCCACGUCCAUCCGACGGACCGUUCAGUGCUCGCCGGCAUUCGUACGGCUUCGACAGCGUGCCCGUUGCCAGUAGACGUCCGCCGAAUAGUGAUCUACGCGUGAUCGAUAUCGAAUUUUUAACAGGAUCAUUUUGCGCACCAUCUCCUCACGCACAAAUCGGUCGGUCGAUAGUCACAAGAAAUUUCUCCGUUUCGGUAGUUACCGUCGGUCCGAAUUGCUCGUCACGAGUCGUUCACAACGUAUGUGCUAUUUGUUUUUUGUGAAUUUUUAGUCGGAAAAAAAAUUCCGGGAAAUUUUUUCUAUUAUAUUCCCAACGAUGCGUACCGCCGACGGCGCAUUUUUCGCGUGCGUCAAGUACGUUAAUUAGUGCGCGUCAUUUUCGGGGCAAUCGUAUAUUCCAAUUGAACAUUUUUCCCAGAGACAGCACGCGACACACUAUGGGACUUAGCGGUACCAGAAGACCAUCCCCUUCUCCGGUAGUGGCAGAGAAUCGAACGUUGAUGGUCGAAAAUCGCGAGUUGUCGCCCAAAAUCAUGUAUCAAAACAACACAGCCAAAGAUGGCAGGUGGAAGAAUUUAUACAAUAACGAAGCGGGUAGCGAUGUCAUAUUUUUAGUUGGCGAUCCCGAAUGUUGGCGGUUUCCAGGCCACAUAGAUGUUCUAUGUCAGUACCCCGUUUUUGACGCUAUGCUCCGUGAACCGUGGUCGAAAAAAGGCACCCCAAUUCACAUACCCGACGACGACCCCAGAGCCUUCGACAACCUCCUCAAGUUUAUGUACAAAAAUCAAGUGGAAUUGAAGUCGGUGGUGACCGCUUUGGAGACACUCGCAUUAGCCAAUAAAUAUAUGUGUGUGGAUCUGGUGGACGAAUGUAUCAGCUACCUAACCCGGAACCUUACCGUAGACACCGUCCUCAUGGUGUACCAAGCGGCACGUCUUUACGGUGGCCAAACCGUGCGACGAGAAUCUUGCACGCCAGACGUAACGAGAGCGACGGCUCCGCCGCUGCAAGACCUCAUGCCAUCCACCGUCAGCGAAGAUGCGCACGCUGAAGCCUUUGCCCGGAUGGUGCAUCAUUAUGACACGCUCUUGGCGUAUUGUGGUGCCUUUAUCGACCGUAACGCCGACAGAGUGAUGACCGACGAAAGCGUUGACGAACUAGACACCGUAGAACUUAGAGAGCUGUUACGUCGUGAUGGACUUGCAGUAUCGAGUGAAUUGGUGCUUUUUAAUACUUUAGAACGAUGGUGUACGCACAAGUGCAAACAGCAACAUCUCGAGUUGACGGUUCCUAACAAGCGGCUAGUGCUGGACGACACGCUGUUACUAUCAAUCCGGUAUCUUCAGAUGACGGCCAAUGAGUUCCUGUCGGGGCCAAUGCCCAGCGGGCUGUUGAACGCCCAGGAGACUGCCGUCAUGAUGAAGCACAUCCUGAACCCAAAACACCCGAAGUGGACGUGCCAGCGGCUGACCAAAGAAACGCUCGAAUAUAUGGCCACCCCUCGGCUGAAGCGAAACUCGGCCAGUUUGGCGUACGUGAUCAAGCGACGAGCGUCCACGAGUCGGUCGUCCGGUGGCUACGACCAGCAGCCUGAAAUGGACUCGCCAGGCAGCGGUAGCAAACGGGCCGGCAAAAAGAGCAAAAAGAACAAAAGCAAGAAAAAAUGUACCGAUAGUUGCUUUUGUAAUUAUCUCGUUUAUUGCUUGGACGUGUGUUUUGGCUGAACUGCGCGUUUUCGCCUUAACACUGACAUUAUGUUUUAAUUUACCUUAACUUAAAAGAUCUCAGAUUAUAAAUAUUGUUUUUUUUUUUUUUUGUUUUUUAUAUUCGGAGUCCAUUAUUUUUUUUUCUUCAAAUACUGAAAACAUGUAAAUCGUUGCAACUGCGUUAUGUGUAUUUAUCGUUAGUAUACUUAGCGUGUACACACCAGUGACCGAACGGUUUUUUUUAUUUUAUUUGAUAUAGAGGCAUUAUUUAUAUAUUUUGACUUCUGGGCGGUUGAGAACAAUACACUUGCCAUAAUUAACUUUCAUCGUAAGCUUUAGUGGUUUUUCUUUCAUAUUUUAUUUUUAGAACAAACCAAUAAACUACCACAGAACUUCAAAAUAGGCAAUAGUAUCGUUUUCCGAGCACCUGGGGAGGAAAUUUUUUUAAUCACACAACGAAAUCCCAUGUAUAUUUAUUUUUUAUUUAUUUAGUUCUUUUUUUUUUGUCAUAUAUAUAUAAUUUAUUACGCGUUAAUUAAUGUUCAGCUUCUUGAAUUAUGUUUUCUGUCAUUUUUAAUUAAAAUACAAUAUUAUCCUUUCACUCUACCACAAAAUGAUCGUUUUUCGUUAUCUUAUCAAUAUAUUACAGGCAUAUCCAAAAAAAAUAAUGUAAUAUUAAAAUUAAAAAUUAUUCUUGCUAUACUUUCAUAUCAUAAAAACACAUCCGUUCAGCUUUAACAAAAUCAUCAAACGAGGAUUACAAUUCAAUUUACUUCCAUUUAAUCUGUAAUCAUCGCUCAAAAAAAAAAAAAUUUAUAUAUAUAUAUAUCUUAUAAAUUUGACGUAGCUAUAUUUUUUUAUUAAUUUUACGUCUCCCAUGGUGUUUCCGCAUGCAAAUAUAUAUAUUUUGAAAAUCAUUUUUUUGUAAUAAAAAUAUAACGUAUAAAAAUAUAUUGUAAAAAUA
This is a messenger RNA of Daktulosphaira vitifoliae (grape phylloxera), 2697 nucleotides long. Its product is annotated as BTB/POZ domain-containing protein 2-like. The record is from RefSeq and is a predicted model, not a curated record. Gene Ontology annotation, biological process: neurogenesis. Lineage: Eukaryota; Metazoa; Arthropoda; Insecta; Hemiptera; Phylloxeridae. Gene Ontology annotation, cellular component: cytosol; P-body. Bases 465 to 1751 code for a protein of 428 amino acids. The transcript is spliced from 5 exons. Gene Ontology annotation, molecular function: protein binding.